CUGAAAUUCAGGCAGCCCACACCAACUGCAUUGAGUGGUUUCAAAUGGAAACCAUUUACUAAUGAAUCCUCUGAAUACGCAAUUCUUGACCUUCCUCUCAGGAAAGCUACUGGUAGCUUACAUUGGCCAAUAACAAAUUUUUGGAAUAAAGAAACGAUAUUUCUAGAAAAAUUUGCACUACAUGAAAAAGGCUUACCAGUACUGAGCGAAGAAUUAACGGAUGAAGAACGAUUACAAUUAUCAGCAUAUCGACGUGCCUGGUGGGCAUUAUGGUUAUUAGUAGCAAUGAUCGCUUUUGUGAUUUGGAUCAGUGUCAUUUGCAUCGUUGUAACUCGUUGCCGUAGUCCACGAGCAAAACCUUACAAUAAUAUUGUUGUUAAUCGAUAA
Messenger RNA from Thelazia callipaeda (thelaziosis nematode), 387 nucleotides. The record is from the annotation of a GenBank genome assembly. NCBI's taxonomy places the organism in Eukaryota, Metazoa, Nematoda, Chromadorea, Rhabditida, Thelaziidae.